Molecule: messenger RNA, 1149 nt
Organism: Penicillium cosmopolitanum
Lineage: Eukaryota; Fungi; Ascomycota; Eurotiomycetes; Eurotiales; Aspergillaceae
Product: transcription initiation factor TFIID subunit 11 family protein
Exons: 3
Coding region: 1-1149 (382 amino acids)
Biological process (GO): RNA polymerase II preinitiation complex assembly; transcription initiation at RNA polymerase II promoter
Cellular component (GO): nucleus; transcription factor TFIID complex
Molecular function (GO): transcription coactivator activity; protein heterodimerization activity
Source: RefSeq, a predicted model, not a curated record
AUGUCCUCACCACCACCCUACCACCAAACCCCGGUCAACCUCGACGUGGAGCGCAGCUUCGGCGCGACGAGCGAUGCUGGCAGUGUGACGGGAAGUUUUACCGGAAGUCUCGGCGGAGCGAGUGCCGAUGGGGUCUUUUCUGGCGCCGCGGCGCGUGGAAAGAAACGUGGGCGGAAGAGUAAAGCCGAGAAGGCGCGGGAAUUGGAGCGCGAGGAUGCGCUUAGUUCGAGAGCGGGUGAUACGCGGUUAGGCUCGAUUGAUGGUGAUGGAGCAUCGGUUAGAGGGGGUGGUGGUGGUGGCGGUGGUGCGGGAGGUGCUGGUGGACAGAAUGCGGAUGAUGGGGAUGAAGAUGAUGAUUAUGAUGAAGGGGAACUUUUGGGGAGGGAUGAGGGGACGACGGAUACGGAGGCUGAGAAGAAGAAUCUUGCGAUUCUUGUCGAUGCUUUUAAUUCUGCGCAGUCUGAGCGAUAUGAUAUUUUCAAGCGAGCGAAGCUUAGGAAGGAGUCGCUCCGUCGUAUCGUCAAUCAUGCGCUCUCUCAGUCUGUCCCGGCUAGCGUCGUGACUACAGUGAAUGGUUUUACGAAGGUCUUUGCUGGUGAAAUUGUCGAGAAAGCACGAACAGUUCAGGAUGAAUGGGCCGAUGCCCACGAUCUCGCCGCUCGUGAAGCUUUCGAGGCCCAGGAAGCCGCAGCUGAUAAAGCAGCGCAGGCCCGGGCUGAACGAGCUGAAGCCGCUGCUGCACGGUCACAGUCCAAGCCAGCAACACCUACACCCUCAGGCACACCAGUCCCCGCUACCGGAUCUCACAGUAAUGGCAUCAAGAAAGAGCCGUCCGAGACAAACCUCGCCUCAUCAUCUCCAGCUCCCGGAACCGGAACUCAUGUCUCCCCUUCUCCUUCAAGAAAGCCUGUCCAGUCCGCAGUUUCAAGUCCCGUUCCCCCUCGACAACGUCGUGAAUUCCGCCUACCACCCAAUCCACACCGUGGCCAGCUCUUGCCCUCGCACUUGCGUGAAGCGGUGCGGCGCAUUAAGCGUGAUGGCGAGGGCGGUGGUGUUGGGUACUCCGGGCUGAGUAUGGAAAAUCUCGGAGUGAGUGGUGCUUUUACUUGGAAUUCUGGCAGUGUUGGUGGCCGCCGAUUAUUCCGCUAA